This is a messenger RNA of Portunus trituberculatus (swimming crab), 813 nucleotides long. RefSeq names its product Y-box-binding protein 1-like. The record is from RefSeq and is a predicted model, not a curated record. The transcript is spliced from 2 exons. Bases 1 to 813 code for a protein of 270 amino acids. Gene Ontology annotation, molecular function: nucleic acid binding. Lineage: Eukaryota; Metazoa; Arthropoda; Malacostraca; Decapoda; Portunidae.
AUGGCAAGUCCCGUAGACCACCCUGGACUUGUCAAAUGGUACAACGUGAAGGCAGGAUGCGGGUUUAUCCAAGACCUUAGAACAGGAAAAGAUGUAUUCUGCCACGCAUCUGGCCUCACCCGGUCUCUUAAGGACCGGCCUCCCAGAGAAGGAGACCAAGUUCUCGCCAUCAGGGAGGAAAGAAAGAGGACCAGAGGCAAGGGAUGUGGUGCCCGUCGGCUCACAUCCUUACCCCGUCACGAGCAGAGUCGCUCUCGUCGAGACCAGCCCGGGACCGAGGCUGCUCCAAACCAACAAGCAGCAACAGCAGCAGAACCAGAGCCAACGGGAGACAAACCCCGGAACAGGAAGGAGACGCAAGACGACGUACCGGGAGAAGAAGAUGACGACGAGGAGGAAGAUGAGGAAGUGGACGUCCUGGGUAGUGGAAGUGAAGGGGAGGGCCCUUCGCCCCAGGCCAGCAAGCCAAAUUUCCCCUCCGAUCCCCAGCCCCCCUCCGGCAAGCAGGAAGAAGACGACGGCUGGGUAACCAAGACCAAGCGACGACGAAGGCCUUCACCUAAUACCCUUAGGUUGGUGCUUCCGAAGGCCGAAAGGACAACUACGCCAUCAGCUGCCCUCCGUGAGUCACCCACCGUCCAAAAGCUGAGGCAAGAAAAACGAACGGGGAAAAUCCGGGAAGACGUGCUGAUCGGCGUCUAUAUCCACGAAGAAAAUCGCUUCGUGGGGAACAUCAAGGGGUACACAGGUUUUCCCGGCUACAUGAGCUACUCGUACCCUAAAGACAGCAGCACACAAGUGAAGCGAAGUUAA